Molecule: messenger RNA, 642 nt
Organism: Lontra canadensis (Northern American river otter)
Lineage: Eukaryota; Metazoa; Chordata; Mammalia; Carnivora; Mustelidae
Product: protein ripply2-like
Exons: 3
Coding region: 1-570 (189 amino acids)
Biological process (GO): embryonic pattern specification; negative regulation of transcription by RNA polymerase II
Cellular component (GO): nucleus
Source: RefSeq, a predicted model, not a curated record
AUGGAAACCGGGGAGCCUUCGGCUAGCGGAACCGCCGAGUGCGUGCCCCGCUGUUGCCACCGAUUCCCGCCUGCGGGCCCGGACCGCCCGCCGCGGCUCCGGGUCGCGGACUCCGGCUGCGGCGCCUCCCCCACCCCGGCCCUACCGCCCGCGUCUCCCCAGCUCCUCCCCUCCGCUCUCCGCCCCCGGCCGGCCCCGGGGCCGCGCUCGGCUGCGGGCGGUCCUCCCGGGUCUGGGCUCCCGUCUCCUCGGCGCGUCUUGGGCCCCCCACCCCGCAGAUCCGCAAGCUUCUGGAGACCGUGGCUUGACGCCAGAGGCUACAAGGAGGAGGGGGCGUCGCAGCACGCGGCGGGGGCGAUGCCGGACGACACCGGGGUGACCGAAGCCUCAGGAAAGCCUUCCCAAUACAGACACCCAGUCAGACUAUUUUGGCCAAAGUCAAAGUGUUAUGAUUACUUAUAUCAAGAAGCAGAAGCUCUUCUGAAAAAUUUUCCAAUUCAAGCCACAAUUUCAUUUUAUGAAGAUUCUGAUAGCGAAGAUGAUAUUGAGGAGCUGAUCUGUGAAAAUUAACCUGAUUAGUUACUUGUGAUGACAUUCAAAGCUUAUAGGAUUUAAAUUUAGUGUACAAAUGUAUCAUAAUCC